GGAAGUACGUCUGCAGUAGGGCGGUGUUAUCUAACGAGGAUUUCCGGAAAACGCCAUUUCGUGCUUCCUUGAGGAGAAAAACACGCAUUCGAGGAGAGUUGUGCAAGACGGUCGUUGGGCGCACGUUUACGUUUCUGGUAGAAGUUUGUGGAGUAACAUUUUUUGUUUAGCGCAUUGAUGCCUGUUGAAAUGGGAGAUCCAAGCAUGCAUAGAGACUGUCCUCUCGACUGCAAGGUCUACGUGGGGAAUUUGGGGAACAAUGGAAAUAAAACGGAGUUGGAGAGGGCCUUUGGUUACUACGGGCCCUUGCGCAGCGUUUGGGUUGCCAGGAACCCCCCCGGGUUUGCCUUUGUGGAGUUUGAGGACCCCCGUGACGCGACGGACGCAGUGAGAGAGCUGGAUGGAAGGACGCUGUGUGGGUGCAGGGUGAGAGUGGAGCUUUCCAACGGAGAGAAACGUUCGCGGAGUCGCGGGGGCCCGCCCCCCUCCUGGAGCCGGCGAGCCCGAGACGACUACCGGCGCCGCAGCCCCCCGCCCCGGCGCAGAUCACCUCGUAGGAGGAGCUUCAGUCGUAGCAGGAGCAGAUCUCUCUCCAGAGACAGAAGGAGGGAAAGAUCUCUGUCACGAGACAGGAACCACAAACCUUCACGCUCCUUCUCUAGGUCACGAAGCCGUUCUAGGUCCCCGGACAGGAAAUAAAGGACUGGAAGGCAAGAAGAUGGUCUCGUUAGAUAGUUGGAUGUCAUGGACCUUGAGCCCUGAAGUUUGUUUUAUUUUUAAAGGUCUUUUUAGCGGUUUAGUUUUUGCUUUUCUGGUGACAUGCAAGGUACCUAGUUCCUUCAUAUUUUGUAUAUAAGUGGGUAUAUGCAGGUGAAAUGCUUUACAUGCAAAGUACUGUUUUAGUCUAAAUGUCCCCCUGCAGCAUUCCAUACCCACUUGCACAAGCAUUUAAAUUCUCUUCCAAAGCUGUUCUGUGUCUUUUUUGUGUAUAUAGAGGACUGAAUGUAUGAAAAGCAUGUUGGGUAAAACCCAGUCUCGUCCAACAGACAAGCCACACGCCGGAGAUUAUGGGGUAAACUGUUUGGAUGCCCAGGCAAACUCCCAAUACCUUUUUUGAUUUUAUUUUUUUAAAUGACUUUGGUCAGGAACAGUCCCAGGAUAUAAUGUGAUUAAUUCUCACUGUGCUUGUGAUGCCCUUUGUCAAUACUGCAUUUAUGGGCUUGGUUGUUUCAUACCGAUGACACCCAAAGUUGUAGGGUUAGAGCCCCCCCCCCCCCUGCCCCAUGAACUUGCGAAAGCAAACCUUGUGGUGGUGUAAUGAAGAAAUGCCCUGUAACAAUCCUUUUUCUUUUUCUUUUUUUGCUCUUUGUACUGUUUGUAAUGUUCUCUGAAUUAAAGCUGGAUACAGAACAUUUG
Molecule: messenger RNA, 1416 nt
Organism: Conger conger (European conger)
Lineage: Eukaryota; Metazoa; Chordata; Actinopteri; Anguilliformes; Congridae
Gene: srsf3b
Product: serine and arginine rich splicing factor 3b
Exons: 7
Coding region: 178-699 (173 amino acids)
Biological process (GO): mRNA splicing, via spliceosome
Cellular component (GO): nuclear speck
Molecular function (GO): RNA binding
Source: RefSeq, a predicted model, not a curated record